GGCCCGCAGCCUGGGGGCCCGGGUGAGCCGCAGGAGCGCUGUUGCUUAUCACAAGUCCAAAACUAGGCAAAUCUUUCCAGAUAUCCUUUUUUAAAAACUCCCUGACUCGUCAGGAAUAAAACAUUCACAGCCGUGGUAUUUGGAAGAUAUUUAUGCAGCCCAGUUAGAGCAUUAAGUUUUUUGCCCGAUAAAAAAAAGGAAUUUUUACAGACUGGACCAGACCUUCAAGAUUUUGUAUCUGGUGAUCUUGCGGAUAAGAGUACCUGGGAUGAAUAUAAAGGAAAUUUAAAGCGUCAGAAAGGAGAAAGAAACAACCUGACCAUUUUAUACUUCGACCUCCCAUUUUGUCGAAAAGCAUUGAAAGUAAGAUAUACAGAAGGAAAGAAAGGUUAAGACUGCCUCCAUGGUUAAAGACAGAGAUACCCAUGGGUAAAAAUUAUAAUAAACUGAAAACUACAUUGCGGAAUUUAAAUCUCCACACAGUCUGUGAGGAAGCCCGCUGUCCCAACAUUGGGGAGUGCUGGGGAGGUGGAGAAUAUGCCACAGCCACAGCCACAAUCAUGUUGAUGGGGGACACCUGUACAAGAGGUUGCAGAUUUUGUUCUGUUAAGACCGCAAGAAAUCCCCCUCCUUUGGAUGCCAAUGAGCCCUACAAUACGGCCAAAGCAAUUGCUGAGUGGGGCCUGGAUUAUGUUGUCCUGACUUCGGUGGAUCGAGAUGAUGUGCCUGAUGGGGGAGCUGAGCACAUUGCCAAGACUGUGUCAUGCUUGAAGGGAAGGAAUCCAAAAAUCCUUGUGGAAUGCCUCACCCCUGACUUCCGAGGAGAUCUGAGAGCAGUAGAAAAGGUUGCUCUAUCAGGAUUAGAUGUGUACGCACAUAACGUAGAAACGGUUCCGGAAUUACAGAGGAAAGUUCGUGAUCCCCGGGCCAACUUUGACCAGUCUCUUUGUGUAUUGAAACAUGUCAAGAAAGUUCAGCCUGAUAUUGUUACCAAAACAUCAAUAAUGCUGGGCCUAGGUGAAACAGAUGAGCAAGUCCACGCAACAAUGAAAGCGCUCCGUGCAGCUGAUGUGGACUGUUUAACUCUAGGACAAUAUAUGCAGCCAACAAAACGCCACCUUAAGGUUGAAGAAUAUGUUACUCCUGAGAAGUUCAAAUACUGGGAAAAAGUAGGAAAUGAGCUUGGAUUUCAUUAUACUGCAAGUGGCCCUUUGGUGCGUUCUUCAUAUAAGGCAGGUGAAUUUUUCCUGAAAAAUCUAGUGGCUAAAAGAAAAACAAAAACUUCAGAAACUUAGGCAAGACCUUCAGGAUCACAGGAAUAUUAAGAUUUUGCUUCCAGUUGGUGUCAGGUUGGUGCCAGCCUUUCAUGUUCCUGUGCAUGUGCAGCAGUACUGUUGAGUCUGAAAUGUCUGAUGUCUGAUCCAGGAAUAAUAAUAGCAUAUAGCUGAAAUUCCACUCAGGCCAUCCCACUACCUGAGUAAGACCCUGUCUCUACAUAAAAAUAAAAAAGAAGAGAAAAGAAACAAGUCUGUAAGCUAUACAUACUUAAUUUAACUUCUUGCCACUUUCUUUGUCCUUGUCAUUUUUUGUGAUGAUAUAAUCAUAGAAUAUCUUUGAACAGUUUGCUAUUACAAUUGUAAUUUAAAAGUAUAUUAACAACAUUUGA
Cricetulus griseus (Chinese hamster) is the source of this 1666-nucleotide messenger RNA. Lineage: Eukaryota; Metazoa; Chordata; Mammalia; Rodentia; Cricetidae. The record is from RefSeq and is a predicted model, not a curated record.